CUAAAGAUGACAGAUGAAGAAUUUGAAUGUUUGUUACAAAGGCUACCAACUGACAAUUUAGGGAACAUAAAAUACUUGGACUUCAUGGCUGGAUUUGAAAGCAUGAGUCAGAAUGCAAGCAUCCUUGAUGAUAACAAAACACUAAUGACAAAAUUUACUAAGAAGUACAACGGUUAUCAGGAACUAGGAGGAAAAUCGCCUAGCCCAAGGACUGUGAGAUCAACUGAGCAGCUAUCUAAAAUGAUUAAAGAUCUCUUGAAAAAUAACUUUGAUGAGGUAGACCUGGCCUUUUCAGAACUGGACACUAUGAAUACAAGAAGGCUUUCCAUGGAAACGAUGUACCAGCUGCUCAAAAGACUUAAUAUUCAACCCUCUGUUUCAAGGGACGAGAUCUCUGAACUGUGGAAGCAUAUGAUCCCUAAUCAGGAUAAAACUGUUUCAUUUCUAGAAUUCACACGUCACUUUGGAUUUUCACCUAAGUCAGCCUGCUACCUGAAUGCCAAAGUAUCUCCACCUGUAAAAGGAGAUGGCGAUUUCCUGGUUCGCUCUAGGAAGCUGAACUCUGACACAGAAAUUAUUGAGAAUAAGCUGAGAGCUAAGGUGGCAUUGAGUUUGGAUGAUCUCUGGACUCAUUUUCAAGAACUGGAUACAAAUAAUUCUGGAUUUGUCAGCAAAGAAGAUUUCAGAGAUGUGCUAACCGAACUUUGUCCUGAAUUAAAUAAUUACCAGUUUGAGAUGAUCGCUAACAAAUUUCACCAUGAAGAAAAUCAGAUUUCAUAUGCUGCAUUCCUGCAGCCAUUUGAAGAUCAGAGAGCAGCUUUUCAGUGUUCAAACUCCAAGACAAUGUUGGAGUCGCAACAAAGAGACAUAGCUAUGUACUCAAGCACAAUGCAGAAAGGACUGAAUGCUGUUACUUCCAAACUUCGCAACAAGAUGGGUGGAGACUGGAAGACCCUCCUCAAAGCUUGCAAAAAACUGGAUGUUAACAACACCGGAUACCUGUUGGUACCUGAAUUCAGAGCCAUACUAAAGCUUUGUAAUGUUAUUCUGGAUGAAAAUGAAGUUUAUCACAUAAUGGGGCACUUUGAUAAAGACAUGGUUGGAAAACUUGAUUAUUCAAAGUUUAUUGAAGAGACAAUAAAGAAAAAUAAAUAAUUUGCUUUAUAGUCUUUAUCUGCCUGCAUGCAUGGAAGUCAUUAAUAAAACAUGUAAAUUAUACUUAUUUGUACAUUGGUAAUCAUCUUUAAUUUGAGAAACAGAUUUGAUUUUCUAAAUUGCUCUGCUGAUUUUUAUCAGCUUCUUUUUCUUCUGUAUUUGCAUGUUCACUAUGUAUAACGGAAAGCUAUUAUAUUUACAACAUUAAAAAAGUUUAAGGGCUUUUUAAUAAUGUAAA
This is a messenger RNA of Protopterus annectens (West African lungfish), 1393 nucleotides long. Its product is annotated as EF-hand calcium-binding domain-containing protein 6-like. Gene Ontology annotation, molecular function: calcium ion binding. The coding region runs from base 7 to 1155 and encodes 382 amino acids. The transcript has 7 exons. The record is from RefSeq and is a predicted model, not a curated record. Lineage: Eukaryota; Metazoa; Chordata; Ceratodontiformes; Protopteridae.